Messenger RNA from Saccostrea cuccullata (small rock oyster), 733 nucleotides. RefSeq names its product histone deacetylase complex subunit SAP18-like. Lineage: Eukaryota; Metazoa; Mollusca; Bivalvia; Ostreida; Ostreidae. The record is from RefSeq and is a predicted model, not a curated record. The coding region runs from base 1 to 507 and encodes 168 amino acids. Gene Ontology annotation, biological process: negative regulation of DNA-templated transcription. Gene Ontology annotation, cellular component: nucleus. Gene Ontology annotation, molecular function: transcription corepressor activity; transcription factor binding. The transcript has 3 exons.
AUGCGUUCUCGCUCACAGUCAUUUGGACGCUUUAAUCAGAAAGUAAACAUGGCCACGGUUGAGUCUAUGGUUGUUGAAGAGCAAAGAGAACCGGAAAAGCCGGUUGAUAGAGAAAAGACCUGUCCCCUUCUUCUAAGAGUCUUCAACAAUCUAGGACGCCAUAAUCCAAUGAGUGACUACCACAGGGGACAGACUCCAGCAAAUGAACUUCAGAUCUAUACAUGGCUAGAUGCAACCCUGAAAGAGUUGACAAGUCUGGUCAAGGAGGUCAACCCAGAGGCCAGGAGGAAAGGAACAUUCUUUGAUUUUGCCAUUGUGUAUCCUGAUCCCAGGGCACCAGUUUACAGACUGCGGGAGAUCGGAACCACCUGUGCCGGUCACCGCGGCCAAGAUGAUGGAAUUAGCCUCGCCAGUAAAAAGUUUGUCAUCGGAGAUUUCCUGGACAUUGCCAUCACUCCACCCAGAAAUGACAGACCAAAUCCAAGGAGAAACAGACCACCAUAUUGAGUGAAUGAUGUUUUGUAAAAAAUGAAUCUUUGUGAAAGGAUGUUUUGUAACUGAUAGAUAUGAAAUACUAGUAUGGAGUUUAUGAGAUUUCAGGGUACUUUUUAAUUUUUUUCACCAUUCACAAUCUCAUGAGAAAUGUGUUCAUUUCAACCAUCAUUUUAAUAGCAACCUGCAGCAAUUCUUGGAGAAUAAGUCUCUCCUUUGAAAUAAAGUCUCAAAAAUCCUU